Molecule: messenger RNA, 3051 nt
Organism: Elaeis guineensis (African oil palm)
Lineage: Eukaryota; Viridiplantae; Streptophyta; Magnoliopsida; Arecales; Arecaceae
Source: RefSeq, a predicted model, not a curated record
AUGAGGAAUUGCUACCAGCUUGUCACCUACUCAAGGCUCGCAAUUUUGUUAUGGACUCCAUUGAUUGUAGUCCUAUGCAAUUGCAGCUUCAGCUUUAGGUGUCCAUUGGAGGAAUAUGAAGCUUUGUUAAAGCUUAGAUCUUCUCUCCUUCACAAUACCUAUGUUCCACUACCUACAUGGGGAAGAGAGAGAGACUGCUGUCUUUGGAAGAGAGUGACCUGUAAUAAUAGCACAAAACAAGUAUCAAAGCUCAUGCUUUCCAGUCUUGUAGAAUAUGAUCAACGUAAGCUUUGGCAAUGGAAUUUCAGUAUUUUUUCCUCCUUUCGUAAGCUCCAACAGCUUGACUUGUCCAACAAUCAAAUUGUAGGAUCGUUAUCACAGAUGGAUAUAUCAGGAUUCAAAAAGUUGAAAAUCCUUGAUCUCAGCUAUAACAUGUUCACUGGAACUAUUCCAUUAUCUUUUAAAAAUCAAUCUUCACUCAGGGCCCUAAAUCUGGAAGCCAACUAUCUAAAUAGCACAUUUGAAGUGCAAGGCAUAUCAAGAUUCAAAAAGUUGGAAAUCCUCAAUCUCAACAAUAACAUGCUCACUGGAACUAUUCCAUUAUCGUUUAGAAAUCUAUCUUCGCUCAGUGCCCUAUAUCUAGCGGGCAACAUGCUAAAUGGUAUACUUCAUAUGCAAGAUAAAUCAGGAUUCAAAAAAUUGAAAAUCCUUGAUCUCAGCGAUAACAGCCUCAUUGGAACUAUUCCAUUAUAUCUCAGAAAUCUAUCUUCACUCAAUGCCCUAUAUCUAGGGCAAAAUAUGCUAAAUGGCACACUUCAUAUGCAAGAUAAAUCAGGAUUCACAAAGUUGGAAAUCCUUGAUCUCAGUUAUAAUAGCCUCAUUGGAACUAUUCCAUUGUAUCUGAAAAAUCUAUCUUCACUCAGUAAUCUAGAUCUAGUGAGCAACAUGCUAAAUGGCACACUUCAUAUGCAAGAUAAAGCAGGAUUCAAAAGGUUGGAAAUCCUUGAUCUCAGUUUUAAUAGCCUCAUUGGAACUAUUCCAGUAUCUCUCAAAAAUUUAUCUUCACUCAGUGCCCUAUAUUUAAGAGGCAACAUGCUAAGUGACACACUUCAUGUGCAAGCGCUCAGUAGAUUGCAGAACCUACGUGAGUUAGUUCUCUCUGACAACCAACUCAAUGGAAGUCUUCCUUUAUCUCUAAAGAAACUGGUUUCUCUUCAAUCUUUAGAUCUUUCUAAUAACCUGAUGGAGGGUAAUAUUCCAGCAUGCAUCUUUGCAGGUCUUGUUUCACUUAAGCAUCUAGAUCUGCAGGAGUUAUUUAUACAUCUUGACAGUGGGAAGUUUGUUCCCCCCUUCCAGCUACAGACCCUCAUGUUGUCCCAUUGUAACCUGGAUGCGAACACCCUUGCAACACCAGCUUUUCUUGCUUCUCAAUCCAACUUACAAUUUCUUGAUCUUUCCGAUAGUAACUUGAUAGGAAAUUUUCCAAAUUGGUUGUUCGAAAAUCUAAUCGUACUAACAUAUCUCAACUUGAGAAAUAACUCAAUAGUGGGUGCAUUUCAUUUCCCGAAUCUUCUGAAUACAAGCAUAUCCACAGUUGAUCUCUCUAUGAAUUUCCUCAGUGGAUCGAUGCCUACAGACCUCGGCACGAUAUUUCCAAAUAUGGCGGCCCUGAAUUUAUCCUCAAAUUAUCUAAUUGGAAAUAUCCCUUCAUCAUUGGGUAACAUGAGUAAUUUGCAAAUCUUGGAUUUGUCCAAUAAUAAUUUGUCCGGUGAAGUACCAAAUAGCCUGAUGAUUGAUUGCAUUGAACUGAGGCUUUUGAAGCUUUCCAACAACAACUUUACUGGAACGUUUCCAAGCAAUUUGUCAGACUACCGGCAAUUAUUGACAUUGGAAGUCCAAAAUAACCAAUUGUUGGGUACAAUUCCAGAGAGUAUAGGAGUUGAUUCAUAUCUGGAGAUCCUUAAUCUUGCGGGAAAUCAAUUCCAUGGCCAAAUACCAUCUCAUUUAUGUAAUCUAACAUAUCUUCAAUUGUUAGACUUAUCCAAUAAUAGCUUCUUCGGGUCAUUACCUGCUUGCUUCCAAUUCGCGUGGAUCAAUCUUGCCGGGAAUGCUUUAACAGGAAAAGUUCCAAGUAGUUAUUUCAAUAUUUCAUCCCUUAAAGCAUUGGAUGCCAGCAAUAACCAGCUUUCAGGUAAACUGCCAAGACAGAUAGGAGAAAAUAUGUCUUUGGAGAUUCUUGUUCUUAGUGGAAAUUCACUUGAAGGCUCAAUACCACUUGAGUUAUGCAAGCUACAGUCUUUACGCAUUCUGGACCUUUCGCAAAACAAUCUUUCAGGAUCAAUACCAUUAUUCGGUGUGGAUGUUUUCUUAUAUAACAUAAUGAUGGUGGACAUCAUCACCAAAGGCAACUUAUAUGCCUACUCAACAGAUCAUUUGCUUUUGAUGUCUGGAAUUGAUUUGUCUGUAAAUAAGUUGACAGGAAGCAUCCCACCUGAAAUUGGAAAUCUGGAUGAGCUUGUACAAUUGAAUCUAUCAUGCAAUCAGCUAAUAGGUCCAAUCCCUGAAACUUUCUCAAAACUCAAUCAGAUCGAGAGCUUGGACCUAUCACACAAUCAGUUGAGCGGUACGAUACCCCGGCAAUUGACUCAACUCAAGUUCUUGGAGGUCUUCUCAGUUGCUUACAAUAACUUAUCUGGAUGUACACCGGAUUUCAAAGACCAAUUUGGCACAUUCGACAAGAGUAGCUAUGAAGGUAAUGUUAGAUUACAUGGGCCGCCACUGGAGAAGACCUGCACAUCUGCCUCAAGCCCAAUUGUGCCUCCCCAAGUAGAAGAAAACCAAGAAGAUAGCAAUGUGGAGGAUGAUGCCAUCUUCUUUGCAAUACUUGCAGCAUCAUUUGUGGCUGGCUUCUGGGGUUGCAUUGCCUUUUUGUCAUGUCAUCACACUGGGCUGCACAUUCGCAGUAUAAUGGAUGGUUACGUGGACUCCUUGACUGAAAGAAUAUUAAUGGCGGCACAUAAGAGAAACCGCAUACAGCGGCGUCGCAGGUGA